AUGCAGCAGCUCUUGCAGCUGCUCGUGCUCAGCGGUGCGGUCAUCGGCUCGCUCGCCCAGUGUGAGUCCCAAACAGAGCGGCUCGAGAACUUGACAGCUUGGCCGAAGUAUGACAGAAACUCUCGACCAAACCAGGGCCGGCCACAAGCGGUGAAUGUCUCCAUACAGAUGUACAUCGCUGCCAUUGCCAACGUCGAUCAGAAGGGGCAGCAGCUCGCCGUCGAGGGCUACUUUCGCUGGGAGUGGAUGGACCCUCGGCUUGCCUCGGGCGAUGACUGUGGCAAGAUCACGUUGCAGCUCCCGGCCCCAUCUGUGUGGCAGCCGGACAUUUAUGUCGACAACACGCUGGACGAGUGGUAUGGUGCCGGGUCCUUGGUGCUGUACCCGGACGGCCGGGCUUGGAGGUCGGCACGCUUCAAUCACAAGUUGCGCUGCCCCAUGGAAUUCCACGCCUUGCCCUUCGACAAGCAGCGGUGCUUUGUUCAGAUGUCGUCCUACUCUUGGGACAUCGACCACAUCAACGCAGGUGCCUUCAGCAACGGUGCCGUCGUCCUGCCGGAAGGGUACACCGGUACGACGGAAUGGAAGCUGGGGGCUGUGGAAUGGGAGGUGACAACGGAGUGGUUUGGUGUCGGUGCGAACCGCCAAGGUUACAAGUAUGUGUGGAUCUACAUAACGCUGGAACGUCGGCCCAAUGCCUUCAUGGUCUUCGUCUUCUUCACAUGCUUCGCCUUCGGCAUCGUCUCUUGGGUCGGGCUCUUUAUUAACCCGAGCGCCGCUCCUGCGCGUGUGGCGAUCGCAGUCAUCCCGGUGUUGAUCAUGUUGAACUUGGAGAGCAGCGUGACGUCCCAGCUGCCGCCCUUGAACUACAUGACCUGGCUCACAAGCUACCUCUUUACCAUCAAGCUCUUCACCUUGUCCGUCGUUGUUGAGUAUGGUGUAGUGUCCUGGCUCAUGACCAUCGAAGCUCACAGAGUCCGAAAGUUCGAGGCGAUGAAGCAGAUGGCCGCAGCCAUGAAGCUAGACAACCACGCCGUGAAGCAUGCAGCGACCGACCCGGCUGAAGAGAAGGUGGACAAGCAGGGCACCAUCAUCGUCUUGGAGAAGAGCCCGGAGCAGGUCCACGAAGUCUACAAGCUCUUUGACGCAGACCUGUCCGGCUGCAUCAACAAGCAUGAGAUUCAGCUCGGCUUCCGAAAGUUGGGACAGUACCUAAGCUUUGAUCAGGUCAAUCGGAUGUUCUUCCGGCUGGGCGUGGAGGGCGAGUCACUUCAGAAAGCAGACUUCCACCGCCUGCUGAUGGACCUCAACGAUUACCUGCCGGGAACGCCCUUUACCAUCACCUACUGGGAGCGCCCCCCCUCUAUUCAAGUGGACAUCGCCUUCCGUUACAUAUACAUCGUGGCUUUGUUCAUUGUGUGCGUUGUGUGGUUGGCUGUCAUGGGGAUGUAA
Messenger RNA from Symbiodinium natans, 1452 nucleotides. NCBI's taxonomy places the organism in Eukaryota, Dinophyceae, Suessiales, Symbiodiniaceae. The record is from the annotation of a GenBank genome assembly.